Botrytis sinoallii is the source of this 1268-nucleotide messenger RNA. RefSeq lists its product as uncharacterized. Gene Ontology annotation, molecular function: hydrolase activity, hydrolyzing O-glycosyl compounds; cellulose binding. The coding region runs from base 1 to 1095 and encodes 364 amino acids. The transcript has 9 exons. Lineage: Eukaryota; Fungi; Ascomycota; Leotiomycetes; Helotiales; Sclerotiniaceae. Gene Ontology annotation, cellular component: extracellular region. The record is from RefSeq and is a predicted model, not a curated record. Gene Ontology annotation, biological process: carbohydrate metabolic process.
AUGUUUUCAGCUUUGAAUGUUGCAGCUUUGGCUGCCAUGCUCGGUCAUAUCAAUCUCGCUUUGGCCCAGAGCCAAGGUUGGGAUCAAUGUGGCGGUAACGGCUGGACUGGUGCUACAACCUGUGUAUCAGGAUAUACUUGCACACGUUCAAAUUAUAGCGAUUAUUACUCUCAGUGCAUCCCCGGAAAUGUUGUUCCCUCAGCUACAGCGACAAUCGUCACCCCGACGACCUUGAGAACCGAGAUCACAAGUCCAACCAGCGGCGGAAGUAGCAGUAGCAUCAACGACAAAUUUGUUGCUCAUGGAAAGAAAUACUUUGGUCUUGCCACAGAUCAAAACCUUCUUUCAUCUGGAAAGAAUGCGGCUGUCAUCAAAGCAAACUUUGGACAAGUGACACCAGAAAAUAGCAUGAAGUGGGACGCUAUUGAGGGAACACAAAACAAGUUUAACUUCGCUGGUGGCGACUACUUGGUAAACUUCGCUACCGAGAACAAGAAACUUGUUCGCGGCCACACACUCUGCUGGCAUUCUCAACUCCCUAGCUGGGUUAGCUCUAUUUCAAACAAGGACACGCUCACUAAAGUCCUUCAAAAUCAUGUCACCCAAGAGGCGACUCGCUGGAAGGGAAAGAUUUACGCAUGGGAUGUCGUCAAUGAAAUCUUCAAUGAAGAUGGUUCGAUGAGAGACAGCGUGUCUUACAGAGUCCUUGGCGAAACCCUUGAUUCAGAAUCUUAUGCCAAACUCACAAAGGGUAUGGUCGCACACGUCAAAACUUGGAUCGCUCAAGGAAUUCCCAUUGAUGGAAUCGGUUCGCAAACCCAUCUCUCAGCCGGCCAAGGAGCUGCUGCAAAAGGCGCUUUGACUGCACUUGCCGCUUCUGGUGUCAGUGAAGUUGCGAUUACAGAAUUGGAUAUCGCUGGUGCAGCUUCUACUGAUUAUGUCGUCAAUGCAUGCUUGAGUGUCAGCAAGUGUGUUGGUAUUACAGUCUGGGGUCUCCGUGAUACCGACUCAUGGCGUUCAAGCUCCAGCCCAUUGUUGUUCGAUGCCAACUAUUCUCCAAAGCCCGCAUACAACGCGAUCUUGGCAGCAUUGUAGAAAUAUUUCUACCAACGGGAUGGAGGGUAUUGGUACCCCAAAACUAUUCAAUGUAUAUAGUUGAGUUUGAAGGCAGGCCUGUUGCCAACGAGUAUGUUUAUAGUGCUAUUGUUGUUGUUAUUUGUUAUCUUCAAUUCCUCAGUUCGAAAUUUUACAUUACCAUGCACCACCGG